AAUCAACGCAAGCCGCGAACCGAUCCGACGGUGAUUUCUAGUAGUUCGGGCAGCAUUCGAUACAAAUGGCCACCCCGUCGUAGGCGCACGAAGGCCCAAAAGAGUGCCGAAGCAGAGUCCGUGCCAACAGCGGCAUCAUCAUUGGAAUUGGGCUCGGACGCAGCUUCGGCGGUGUUGUAUCCAGGCUUGGUGCGAGUUGCUGCAGACGAUUCUUGUGUCGUUUGCGCUAACGAUGUGGAUUGGCUCUACGAGCUGCAAAAGUGCGGCCACCGAGCCUGUCUUGAUUGUUGGCGGGCCUUCGUUGCCUCUCAAGUGUCAUCUUUCGCCAUGGCCCAUAUUACCUGCAUAGCCUGUGACCGUCGACUCUCAAGAGUCCUCACCAUUCAACUCCUCAGGCCUCCUCAUCAACUUCACUCUGAAACCUCCUCUGCUCGGGACGAGUAUACCACGUUUUCAGCCGGGCAGCAGUCAUCUGCGGCGAAGUUGUACCAGCGAUACGAGGACUUCCUCCUUCACCAAUGCCUCAUACAUGAUAAGAGGACUCGUUGGUGUCCCUGCGGUUGUGGAUAUGCGGUGCUUGCGAGUCACAAAUUCCGAGCCUGCCCCCGAAUCGAAUGUAAAAAUGCCAACUGUCAGAAUGCGGCCUUCUGUUACAAGUGUCGGGGACCGUGGGGCACUGAUGGUCGUGAUCACGUUUGCCAUCAGUCGACCAUCGCUGGUGCUACGUCCGCCGGAGGUGGCGGUGCCGAAGGAAGUGACAUUCUCACCGACAACCAUCGAUCUCUGCUCUCACGACUUCAACAAUUGCUCCGCCUACCUGCUGCCGCUGCAGCUCCCGUGGAUGCUGCAGUUGUAGCAACAGUGGCGAGUAGAGGCGCUCAACCAAAAGCAGAAGCGGAGAUAAACGGUGAUCUUAAUAGGGGCCCAGAGGGUCCAAUUCGACUUUUCUCGGACCGACGCUUCUCUACACCUGCUAUACCGGUUCAGGCGGCUGGUGCUGCUGGCGUGAAUACCGACGAUGAAGAUGAUAAUGGGGCAGUGAAUCGAGGAUCUGAUGCAGAUAUAUCGAAGGUCGAAUUAGAACUUCCCGAUAAUUUAACCGGUAUGCGAUUGUUGCAGAUCAACCAUCUCUGCCUUCAAAUUAAUGCUCAAUGUUGUCUCCCUGUGAUUGUAGGUCAAGUAAAGGCGUGUCCUCGGUGUAAAACCCUACUGCUAAAACUCGAUGAUGGAUCGUGCAAUCACAUGACCUGUUUUAUCUGCGGUUGUGAAUUCUGUUGGCUUUGUCUUCGUGAGGUUCGAGACACCCACUUUCUCAGUCCCACAGGCUGCACUUUCUGGGGCCGUAAGAGAUGGCCAUUUCGUCGACGAAUUUGCGCAAUGUUGUUGGCUGCCUUUGGCACCCCCUUCAUUCUUGCCAUCGUGACCGCGCUCGCUAUACCCGGCAUUGCAAUCGGCUUUCCUGCCUACCUUGUCUACAAGGUAGGUCAAAACGUGAAGGGCAAAAAAUGGAGGCGUAUUCUUCUCAAAACGUUGUCUUUCUUUGGAGGUCUCUUGGUUUCCCCAAUAAUUGCAGGACUGGUGGCUCUUUUUGGUAUUCCCCUGGUGCUAAUCUACGUCUACAUCUUCAUGCCCAUUACCCUCUUCUCCGAAUUGAAAGUGCGUCUCAGUACGGACUCGACAAAUACCGCGGACGUUGACCCGGAAGUAGGAUUCAAGAUUAACUGGGACCGCGUAGGUGAGUCUGCCUCUACCACCUCCUCUACUGUCACUGCUUCUGUCGAUACCCUGGCACCGGAAGACAGUCCCAAAACACAAAAGGCCUCAAAGCAUGCUGAAGUACGGUCCUCAAAGUCCCUUGAAGUGCUUCACGAGAGUGCGGCGGAGUAUGAUUCGUGA
Hydatigera taeniaeformis is the source of this 1896-nucleotide messenger RNA. The record is from the annotation of a GenBank genome assembly. NCBI's taxonomy places the organism in Eukaryota, Metazoa, Platyhelminthes, Cestoda, Cyclophyllidea, Taeniidae.